Messenger RNA from Fibroporia radiculosa, 1539 nucleotides. RefSeq lists its product as uncharacterized. Lineage: Eukaryota; Fungi; Basidiomycota; Agaricomycetes; Polyporales; Fibroporiaceae. Gene Ontology annotation, molecular function: heme binding; iron ion binding; oxidoreductase activity, acting on paired donors, with incorporation or reduction of molecular oxygen. The record is from RefSeq and is a predicted model, not a curated record. The transcript has 13 exons. Bases 1 to 1539 code for a protein of 512 amino acids.
AUGGCCCACAGCUUCGAAGCCCUAGCUGCGCUUGUCGCCAUUGUACUGAUAUUUAGCCCUUACUUUUAUCGGCUCAAGACUAGUAGUACAACACAUAAGUUUCCUCCAGGACCAAAGCCAAUCCCGAUAUUGGGCAAUGCCCACCAGCUUCCUCCUGAAUAUCAAUGGAGAGCGUUCGCUCAAUGGGCUGAGAUAUAUGGCGACAUCUUUUACUUCAAGAUAUUCCGCAAGCCGGCCAUGGUGAUCACCUCUGUGAUAGCGGCCCAUGAACUGAUGGAGAAGCGAAGUUCGAAAUACUCCGAUCGACCUAGGACAGUCGUGCUGACCGAGUUAAUGCGCUUUGAACCCAAUCUAUCUGUUCUACGGUACGGGGCCCAGUGGCGCCGACAUCGCAAAUGGUUCCAGAGUGCAUUUCAGGUGAAGUCAUCUCAGGACAACCAUCGUCCUCUCGUGUUACGGAACGCGAGGUGGCUGCUGUCUCUCAUACUCGAGAACCCGGAUGAAUUCUCGGGUGCUACGAUGUUGGAGAUUGCUUAUGGUCAUCCAGCAACGUCUCCGGAUGACACAUUGAUGAGAUUAGCAGACGACACUAUCACUAAAGGGUUUACCAUAGGAGGCUCAGGCUCAUCAAUCAUCGAUUUUAUCCCAGCUUUGCGACAUGUACCCAGCUGGAUGCCUGGCGCGCGAGUUCAGCGAAUGUCUCGCGAGCUUUCGCACGUGGUAAGAUCGCUAUACGACAUUCCAUAUGAUAGGGUAAAGAAUGCGAUGGCAAACGGCACGGCAAGAAGAUCGUUUUUGUCCUCUCUUCUUGAAGAGGCAUCUGGAAAAGGUAGCCUUACAGAGGAGAUUGAGCACGACAUCAAGGGCGCUGCAGCCCAAAUUCGCUGCUUAGCCGGGACUGAGACGACUGUCAGCACCAUCAUCACCUUCAUCUUGGCGAUGGUUCUAUAUCCCGAGGUCGCUAAGAAAGCGCAGGCUGAAGUAGAUGCAGUAGUAGGACACUCACGCCUCCCUGAUUUCGAUGACAGGGCUUCUCUGCCCUACUUAGAAUGUGUUGUCAAAGAAGUCUUUCGGUGGGGAUGCCCGGUCCCGUUAGCAUUGGCACACCAAUCUGUAAGCGACGAUGAAUACCGUGGAUACCAUAUACCAGCUGGAACUGUCAUAAUUCCGGACAUCUGGCAGGUGGCUAUGAUGCGAAAUUCGACCAUUUACCCUGAUCCAGAACGCUUCUCGCCUGAAAGAUUUGAGAAUCUCGAUGCCGAUACAAUGGCCAAGAUAGACCCGACAAAGAUCGUAUUUGGCUUUGGCCGACGCAUCUGUCCUGGUCGAACCUUCGGCGACUCGACUGUCUGGCUCGCUUUCGUUAGUAUGCUGUCUGUUUUUGACAUACGCAAGGCUCGAGAUGCAGCUGGUCAAGAGAUAACACCUGCACCAGAUUUCUCUGAUGGGCUCAUUCGUCAUCCUCCUUCGUUCAAAUGCGACAUCACGCCGCGGUCUUCGAAAGCGGCAGAGCUUAUUGCACUUGCGAAUGUAGACUGA